AUGGUGCUGAUGCUGAUGGUGACAUGGAGGAGAUUGUUUUACCCCCACAUCUGAGAUGUGCAUCACACACAAUGAACCUCAUAAUGUGCACUGAUGUAGAGAAGUGGUUGCUGUCAACACCUGAAACCAAAGCAGUGUACAGGAAUGCUACCACAAAGUGUACAGGGUUGUGGAAUAAAGCCAGCCGAUCAACAGUAGCCUCAGAGCUUGUGGAGGACAAUCUUGGAAAGAAGCUGCUAGUACCUUGCACAACUAGGUGGAAUUCCUUUUAUGAUGCCCUGGCUCGGGUUUCUGAGAUACCAAUUGUAGAGUUGAACACCCUGCUCUCCAAACUACAGAUGAAAGCUAUCAGUGAAAGGGAAUAUCUGGUUAUCAGAGAGUACUGCACUGUCAUGAAGCCACUUACUAUGGCACUGGACGUCCUUCAGGGAGAAAAGAAUUGUUUUUAUGGAACACUCCUACCCACACUGCAAUCAUUGAUGCACAAGACUCUGGAACUGAAGAAAGAUCUGCAAAUCCUUGUUGGCCUACCAGAUGCAAUUGUGCAGUCAAUCAGAACAAGAUUUGCUGGGGCUUUGGCUAGUGAAGAUGCCGUCCUGGCUGCUGUGACACUACCAAAGUUCAAGCUACGUAGUUUACAUGGUCAGCAGGAGAGGAAAGACGCGGCGAAGGCAAGUCUGAUUGCAGAAUGCCGCAAACUGGCCCUUGCACGGGAGCAGCAAUCAGGUACCACCAACCCAACACCACAGCAAAGCACAGAGGAAGACUUCUUUAGCUUUCCAGAGGAUGAGGAUACUUACGGUCCUGCUGAAUCUGAAGUAGCUGAUUACUUCAAAUCAGUUGCAACAGAGAUGGACAGUCUUAAUCAAUAUCCUUUGAUAAAGAAACUGUCUCUUAAAUAUAAUGCAGCCACUCCAUCCAGUGCCCCAGUAGAAAGGCUAUUUAGCCUGGGGGGCCUGAUUUUGUCUCCAAAGAGGAACCGGCUCUCAGAUCAAAAGUUUGAGAGACUUCUCCUCUUAAGGUACAACCAUUGGUUUGAGAGCUAGGAAUUAAGAAAUGAAUGUAUAGAUAGAUAUUUUCUGGGCAUAAAUACUGAUGUAUUUUAUUUAGACACUACCU
Messenger RNA from Cololabis saira (Pacific saury), 1119 nucleotides. RefSeq lists its product as uncharacterized. The coding region runs from base 24 to 1046 and encodes 340 amino acids. Lineage: Eukaryota; Metazoa; Chordata; Actinopteri; Beloniformes; Belonidae. Gene Ontology annotation, molecular function: protein dimerization activity. The record is from RefSeq and is a predicted model, not a curated record. The transcript has 2 exons.